CUGGAACCACAGGCAUGCACCACCAUGCCCGCCUUCCAAGGUGCUGGGAUUGCAGACGUCAGCCACCAUACCAGGCCAAGGGGCUUGGUUUCUAUGGUUUUCGGGAGAGACUGCUGAGGGAAGGUCAGCUUCCGGCGUCGCGCUGCAAACGUCGCGCUGAGGUUAUCCUUUACGGCAGGCGUCCGCGUCGCAAGCUAGUCGUCCUGAAGCGGCGGCCAGAGAAGAGACAAGGGUACGAGCAUCGGAUCGCCAUGCCUUUCUUGGACAUCCAGAAAAGGUUCGGCCUUAACAUAGAUCGAUGGUGGACAAUCCAGAGUGCUGAACAGCCCUACAAGAUUGCUCCUCGAUGCCGUGCUUUUGAAAAAGAAUGGAUAGAAUGUGCACAUGGAAUUGGUGCUAUCCGGGCAGAGAAAGAGUGCAAGAUAGAAUAUGAUGAUUUUAUAGAGUGUUUGCUUCGGCAGAAAACGAUAAGACGUGUGGGUGCCAUCAGGAGGCAGCGGGAUAAGCUGAUAAAGGAAGGGAAGUACACCCCUCCACCUCACCACAUUGGCAAGGAGGAGCCUCGGCCCUGAGCAGAGCAGCUGGUGAUGUCUGGAGGCUGAUUUUCCCGUUCUCUGUUCUCCACUGGAAAGGUUGUUUACGGAAAACCUCCUCGUCAACGUGUGUAAAAAUAAAGGAUUGCUCCAUUUGAAAUAUUUGUUCAAAAUA
Molecule: messenger RNA, 708 nt
Organism: Cercocebus atys (sooty mangabey)
Lineage: Eukaryota; Metazoa; Chordata; Mammalia; Primates; Cercopithecidae
Gene: NDUFS5
Product: NADH dehydrogenase (ubiquinone) Fe-S protein 5, 15kDa (NADH-coenzyme Q reductase)
Exons: 4
Coding region: 15-572 (185 amino acids)
Biological process (GO): mitochondrial respiratory chain complex I assembly
Source: RefSeq, a predicted model, not a curated record